Molecule: messenger RNA, 1898 nt
Organism: Theobroma cacao (cacao)
Lineage: Eukaryota; Viridiplantae; Streptophyta; Magnoliopsida; Malvales; Malvaceae
Product: UDP-N-acetylglucosamine (UAA) transporter family
Biological process (GO): transmembrane transport; 3'-phosphoadenosine 5'-phosphosulfate transport
Cellular component (GO): endoplasmic reticulum membrane; Golgi membrane
Molecular function (GO): 3'-phosphoadenosine 5'-phosphosulfate transmembrane transporter activity
Source: RefSeq, a predicted model, not a curated record
CGGUAGAAUCUCACGCGCUCGCUCUUCUUGCGUUAAAGCCCAUUUCUCGGCGACUGACGUGGCAAACCCUUUUAAACCCUCUCGACCGCCCGACCGUACAAUCCAUUCAAAAAGCCAAAAGCUUUUAUGGCCCAAGGAGAGAGACGGCAGCUGGAACUCGCCGGCUUAAAACGACGCUAACUCUGAUCUCCCCAAAGCUUAAAAACGACAACUUUUUGUUUUCUCAGUCCCAAGCUUCCGCUUCUUCCUCUUCUUUUUAAAGACCCUCCCUUCCACCACGUAUCCCGGCGAAAAAAUGUCCUCUCUUUGAUCCCCUUCCGUACAUCGAUUUUCUCUUCGCCUUCCAAAGCUUUUUUUAUUUUGAAAAAAAUAAUUUUUAUUAAAUUAAAUUGGUUUGAUUUAGUGCUGAAUGGGCCAUGGCCGAACAAUUGCCGACGACGAAUGGGGUGAAGGAGAACAACAAACUAUGGAAAGGGAUUUUUGCUGUCAGUGGAAUCAUGAUUACUCUUGUUAUUUAUGGAAUUUUACAGGAAAAGAUCAUGAGAGUUCCAUAUGGGGUGAACAAGGAAUAUUUUAAGUACUCACUGUUUCUUGUUUUCUGCAACCGCAUCACAACAUCAGCUGUCUCUGCUGGUUCUUUACUGGCAAGUAGGAAAGCCUUGGAUCCUGUUGCUCCAGUCUAUAAGUACUGCCUCAUAUCAGUAUCAAACAUCCUAACCACAACAUGUCAGUAUGAGGCCCUCAAGUAUGUCAGCUUUCCAGUUCAGACUCUUGCUAAGUGUGCCAAAAUGAUACCUGUUAUGAUUUGGGGUACUUUCAUCAUGCAGAAGACAUAUAAGGGUUUUGACUAUUUGGUGGCUUUUCUGGUGACCCUAGGUUGUUCAAUAUUUAUACUAUUUCCGGCAGGAACUGACAUUAGUCCUUACAGCAAAGGAAGAGAAAAUACUGUUUGGGGCGUUUCCCUGAUGCUCGGUUAUCUUGGGUUUGAUGGCUUUACAAGCACAUUCCAAGAUAAAUUAUUCAAAGGCUAUGAUAUGGAAAUACACAAUCAAAUAUUCUACACAACAUUGUGUUCUUGUGUUCUCAGCUUGACAGGUCUUAUAUUACAGGGACAUUUGCUUCCAGCUAUAGAUUUUGUUUAUCGUCACAAUGAUUGUUUCUUUGAUAUUGCAUUACUUUCCACUGUAGCAACAGCCAGUCAAUUCUUCAUUUCUUACACAAUUCGUACAUUUGGCGCCCUCACAUUUGCUGCCAUAAUGACCACGAGACAGCUGGCGAGCAUCAUGCUGUCAUGUGUGUGGUUUGUCCAUCCCCUUAGUUGGGAACAGUGGAUUGGGGCGGUCAUUGUCUUUGGCUCCUUGUAUGCGAAAAGCUUCUUGAAAAAAGCAUCACCAAAGCCCCCUCCUCCGCCACGAACACUGAAUGGAGCUUCUAGUCCUUUGAAAGGGAACCCCUGAUAUCUACAGGUCAAAUUUUGCACCAGUUGCUGCAUCUAAUUUCAUUGUGAUAAAGAGUUUGUCUGUGUUAAAGCUGCAUAAUACGAAGCUUGUCAGCAAAGACUCAGGGUCGAACAAUUUCAUGAAAUCCAAGCAGCACCUGAGCUGCAGCUUCAUAGCUGAUGGAAUUGAAAUUUUGGAAAAACAAAAAAAUUAAAAUAGUGACACUACAUUCUUCUGCAGGGAUAUGAAUGAUGAACAACACGUCAACUAAAGUACAGAAAUGCUCUUUGUCCAUCCUGCACCCUUUUCUUUUCUUCUGUGUUUUGUUUUACUAAAAGGAAUUAGAUGUAUAUGCAACUGCUCAAGCAUAUGAUUGUAGGUCUUUCUGUCCAAAUUUGAAAUAGAAAAAGAAUUGAAGAAAAUUAUUAAAGUGGAUUGAUUUGGUCAGGUUGCCUUUCA